AUAGCCGGCUAGUGUACGGCGAUGCUCAAUGCUCAUUGCUACAUAUAUCGAGGCCGUAGCAGCUAACAUGACGCGCCGCUGUCGUUCUCGAACCCGCAUCGCCCGCCAUGCUCCCGCCCGACGACUCCAUCACCGUCCCUGAGCACACCCGCACACCCUCGCGCCGCAGCCGCACAUCGUCCUUCAAGUCUCGCACUGCACGCCCCCAGACUCCCACCCUGGAUCCCUUCGCGAAAGAAGACAGCAAGAGCAGCAAUGCCUGGUACAAAACGCAACCCUUCUCCGGCAUGCUCCGCGACAUCAAGCGCCGCGCGCCCUUCUACGCCAGCGACUGGACAGACGCCUGGGACUACCGCGUCGUGCCCGCGACCGUGUACAUGUACUUCGCCAACAUCCUCCCCGCGCUCGCCUUCUCGCUCGACAUGUUCGCCAAGACCGACUCGAGCUUCGGCGUCAACGAGGUGCUGCUCGCCAGCGUGCUGGGCAGCGUCGUGUUCAGCCUGUUCGCCGCCCAGCCGCUCGUCAUCGUCGGCGUCACGGGCCCCAUCACCGUGUUCAAUUACACCGUGUUCGGCAUCGUGGCGCCGCGCGGCAUAGACUACUUCGCCUUCAUGGGCUGGGUCGGCGUCUGGGCGCUGCUGCUGCACUGGGUGCUCGCGGCCCUCAACUCGUGCAACCUCCUGCGCUACGUCACCCGCUUCUCGUGCGACAUCUUCGGCUUCUACGUCGCGUGCAUCUACCUCCAGAAGGGCGUGCAGGUGCUGACGCGCCAGUGGGAGGUCAGCGACGCGUCGGCGUACCUGUCGGUUAUGAUCGCGCUGCUGGUCACGGGCGUGGCGUACCUGUGCGGCGUGGUCGGGCAGAGCGCGCUGUUCCCGCGGCCCGUGCGCAAGUUCAUCGACGACUACGGGACGCCGCUGACCGUCGUCUUCUUCACGGGGUUCGUGCACGUCGGCAAGAUGGCGCACGUCGAGCUCCUCAAGCUGCCCACCUCGCGCGCCUUCUUCCCCACCUCCGACCGCAGCUGGCUCGUCCGCUUCUGGGACCUCGGUGCGCCCGAUGUGUUCCUCGCGCUACCCUUUGCCAUAGUCCUCACCAUCCUCUUCUGGUUCGACCACAACGUGUCCAGCCUGAUCGCGCAGGGCACCGAGUUCCCGCUGCGCAAGCCGGCGGGUUUCCACUGGGACAUUUUCCUGCUGGGCCUCACCACAGGGGUUGCGGGACUCCUCGGCGUGCCGUUCCCCAACGGACUCAUCCCCCAGGCGCCCUUCCACACGGCCUCGCUCUGCACCGCAGCCGCGCCGGGCACCCCGCCCCGCGUCGUCGAGCAGCGCGCAUCCAAUCUCGCGCAGGGCCUGCUCACGCUCGCCACCAUGAGCGCCCCGCUCCUUACAGUGCUGCAUCUGAUCCCGCAAGCCGUGCUGGCGGGCCUGUUCUUCGUCAUGGGCAUCCAGGCGCUGGAGGCCAACGGCAUCACCGCGAAGCUAGUCUUCUUGCUGUCGGACCCCGACUCCACACUCACACCGCCCUCGCCGCUGGCCCGCGUGCGCCGCCGCGCCGUGUGGGCGUUCGUCGCGCUGGAGCUGCUCGGCUUCGGCGUCACGUUUGCGCUCACCCAGACCGAUGCCGCGAUUGGGUUCCCCGUGUGCAUUUUCGCGUAUAUUCCGCUAAGGGCGGGGGUCAUGCCCAGGUGGUUUGCGGCGGAGGAGCUGGCGGUGCUGGAUCAGCCGGCUGCGAGUGCGGCUACGAUGGAGGGCGUGGGGGGGAUCCACGGGCAGGGGGGUGGUAUGGGUGAUGAGGGUGGGGUAUCGGGUGAUGCGUCGGGCGACGAGGCGCUGGAGGUUGCGGAGCGCGGUGAGGGCGAGGGCGUGGUGCGGAGCGGGAGCAGGUCUACUGCCCAUGGAGGCAGUAGGCGGCGAGCCAGUUUCCGGGCUGCGGAGGGGGAGGUCAGUGUGCUCGAGAAGUCGUGAUGUCGUUGUAAUGGCCGUAUACCCUGUCAUGUCGGAGCGAGGAGCAAGUAGAAUUCAACUGUGUCGUAUCUCGACCUCAAAUCGAAGCACGAACUACUGGAAAGCCAUGCGAAACGGUUC
This is a messenger RNA of Boeremia exigua, 2090 nucleotides long. Its product is annotated as HCO3 transporter family-domain-containing protein. Gene Ontology annotation, molecular function: solute:inorganic anion antiporter activity; borate efflux transmembrane transporter activity. The coding region runs from base 108 to 1970 and encodes 620 amino acids. The record is from RefSeq and is a predicted model, not a curated record. The transcript has a single exon. Gene Ontology annotation, biological process: monoatomic ion homeostasis; transmembrane transport; monoatomic anion transport. Gene Ontology annotation, cellular component: plasma membrane; fungal-type vacuole. Lineage: Eukaryota; Fungi; Ascomycota; Dothideomycetes; Pleosporales; Didymellaceae.